CCAAACGCAUUUAUUUCUUGUUUCAAUUGGGAGAACAGAAUUUAUGCUGCUUAAACAAGUUUGUUUUGGUGAAUACAGAAUAGUAUAGCAGCAAAACGAAAAAGAAAAAAACAAUACCACUAAAUAAAAAUAUUCUCUCUCUCUUCAAUGGCGUCGUUAACAGAGUCCAUGGCCGCCCUCUCUUCCCCUGCUUCUUCACGCUUUAGAACCUCAGUAUCACAGCCGGAAAUGAUGAUUUCAUCGGUUUCUUUAUCUAGUCGCGGUGGCUUUCCGGGAUUUAUGGGGUUGAAGAUCCAAUCUUACUCGAAGGCGUCGUGGAAUUGGAGAUAUCGUAGGGUUUCGAAGCACAAAGGAGGCGUUGUUUGCGAAGCUCGAGAAACUGCUCUUACGGUUCCAGUGGUGACUGAUAAAACAUGGCAAUCACUUGUUCUCAAGGCUAAUGGGCCUGUAUUAGUUGAGUUCUGGGCUCCAUGGUGUGGGCCAUGCCGUAUGAUCCAUCCAGUAAUAGCUGAACUAGGACAGCAAUAUGCUGGAAAGCUCAAGUGCUUCAAACUGAAUACUGAUGAUGGUCCCACAGUUGCUACCCACUAUGGAAUCCGAAGCAUCCCAACAAUCAUGAUCUUUGUCAAUGGCGAGAAGAAAGAUGCAGUUAUUGGUGCUGUACCCAAAACUACUCUAUCCUCAAGCAUAGAGAAAUUCUUGUAGAUAUGGAGUGAUGACUGAUGGAAUCAAGUAUCCAAAGGCUCAUCACUAUUUAGUUGAUUAGAUGCUUUUGUUAUUUGCAUGUAAUGUUGAAAUUUUGCCUACUUUGAUAUUAAAUUUGGAAGCUUCUUCUAAUGAUGUUUUGUUUUUAUAUAUGUUUAUGUUCAAUGUGAUACAUUUGAACGAUAACAAUAAUGUCAUCUUUGGUGAAAAAUAAUCUAUUGUUAAAAUAUAUAAAAUGCAAGAUAUUUUU
Messenger RNA from Durio zibethinus, 955 nucleotides. RefSeq lists its product as uncharacterized. Gene Ontology annotation, cellular component: cytoplasm. Gene Ontology annotation, molecular function: protein-disulfide reductase activity. NCBI's taxonomy places the organism in Eukaryota, Viridiplantae, Streptophyta, Magnoliopsida, Malvales, Malvaceae. The record is from RefSeq and is a predicted model, not a curated record.